Molecule: messenger RNA, 335 nt
Organism: Dibothriocephalus latus
Lineage: Eukaryota; Metazoa; Platyhelminthes; Cestoda; Diphyllobothriidea; Diphyllobothriidae
Source: the annotation of a GenBank genome assembly
UAUGUCUUUCUUGUACAGGCACUAAAGAGUCCGGCUUCGCACACGCCAUCUCCUCAGCCGGUGUGGUGCAUGCCCUGGCCAGAAUCUGCAAGGCCGGCCGCCUGUCCGCUUGCAGUUGCAGCAUGGCCGAACGACCGCAACAACUCCACCGAGACUGGAUUUGGGGCGGAUGCGGUGACAACAUUGACUACGCCUACCGCUUCUCCAAGACUUUCAUCGAUGUCAGGGAGAAGGAGAAGAGUUUUCCACGCAACUCCCUCGGCCUGGCGCGGAAACUAAUGAAUCUGCACAAUAAUCGUGUUGGACGGUUGGUAAGUACAUUUUUGGGACUAUAG